AUGACGACCCACACUCUGGCCCAAUUCAACGCCUCCAAAUCCCUCCCAUCCGCCCCUCUGUCGUCGAUGGACGAGAGCUGCGCCUUUUGUCGCAUCGUCUCGCGCUCCCUGCCCGCCCACGUCGUGUACGAGGACGAGUCGACCCUCGCCUUUCUCGACAUCCUCCCGCUUCGCCGUGGACAUACCCUCGUCAUCCCAAAGGCACACGUUCCCACCCUCUCGCAGCUAAGCCCCCAUCAGGCUGCCACACUUGCACAGUCGCUCGUUUGCGUCUCGGCGGCUGUCGGUAGAGCCAUGGGCGACGACCGCCUACAAGUCAUCACCAACCAGAUCUACGCCCAGAUUGUACCCCACGUCCAUUUCCACAUCGUUCCAGCUCCCCCGCUCCCCUCCUCGUCGUCGGCGCAGGGCAAAGCGACGGCGACGAAAUCGACCAAUCCCAUGUCCCUCAUGGGUCUCGGCCACGGCCGCGAGGAACUCGACGACGACGACGCAGAGCACCUCGUCAAACUCAUACGCCACCACAUCGACCACCCGCCUUCCUCCGACGACGCCAGCGACGGCAAGGCAAAGCUCUAG
Messenger RNA from Pseudozyma flocculosa PF-1, 579 nucleotides. RefSeq lists its product as uncharacterized. NCBI's taxonomy places the organism in Eukaryota, Fungi, Basidiomycota, Ustilaginomycetes, Ustilaginales, Ustilaginaceae. Bases 1 to 579 code for a protein of 192 amino acids. Gene Ontology annotation, molecular function: catalytic activity. The transcript has 3 exons. The record is from RefSeq and is a predicted model, not a curated record. Gene Ontology annotation, biological process: nucleotide metabolic process.